This is a messenger RNA of Danio rerio (zebrafish), 1926 nucleotides long. RefSeq names its product chromobox homolog 4 (Pc class homolog, Drosophila) (gene cbx4). Lineage: Eukaryota; Metazoa; Chordata; Actinopteri; Cypriniformes; Danionidae. Gene Ontology annotation, biological process: negative regulation of DNA-templated transcription. The record is from RefSeq and is marked provisional. Gene Ontology annotation, cellular component: nucleus.
AUGGAUCUACCUGCCGUCGGGGAGCAUGUCUUCGCGGUGGAGGGCAUCGAGAAGAAGCGCCUACGGAAGGGUAGAAUGGAGUAUCUGGUGAAGUGGAGAGGAUGGUCACCCAAAUAUAACACAUGGGAACCGGAGGAAAACAUUCUUGACCCGCGCCUUCUUGUCGCUUUCCAAAACAGAGAAAGGCAGGAGCAAAUGGUGGGAUAUCGAAAAAGAGGGCCUAAACCCAAACACCCACUGAUCCAGCUUCCCGCAUUUGCUCGUAGAUCAAGCAUCCUGGGUGGUCUUCAGGACACAUCAUUGGAUGAGGAAAACCAGCCCAAGGUGGAUUCCCUCCAGAUGCACCGCUCACGGCCGCAGCACUACCAGCUGAACAGUAAAAAACACCACCAGUACCAACCCAGCUGCAAGGAGAUCUCCGUUGAGCAGCAUAUGAGCGGGAAAAAGAAACACUUCUACCAGCUGAACAGCAAGAAACAUCAUCACUACCAGCCGGACCCCAAGAUGUACGACACGCCACUCACGGGGCCCAAAGAGGUCAAGGGUCAAGACCCUUCCAACAAAGGCUGGAACCUCCCUCCAGCCCUACAACAGAAGUGGAUUCGCAACAAAGACACCGGCUGCCUGAGUAAAGUGAAAGAUCUGUCUAUCGAGCUCAAGGGUUUGCCGGAUAAUGCUAACAAAGCAGAGCGGACACUCAAGACGAGUGCCAAAGAGUUUGCACUUCCUAAUGGCAUCAGCAGCAAGAUGAAAAUAAUCAAGAACAAAAACAAAAACGGCCGAAUUGUCAUUGUAAUGAGCAAAUACAUGGACAAAGGUGUGCAUUCAUCCAAAGUAAAGAACAGGGAUGUUUCUCAAGUGGAAACGGUACACAAUGAGGAACCUCCAGUGAAUGGUACGGACAAUCGGUCUGAUGGUGAAACACCAGAUCAAGGAGAAGGCCGUGAGAAUGGUUCUAUUGAGAAACCCAGUGAAUAUGUUGAUGAAAAGUCUCUCAGAAAGGAUAUGCCUGGACAAAAAGCCACAGAAAUAUGCGACCGACCAAACUCUUCGCCAGGGAAGGUAGACGCCAAAUCAAAUCACCUUAAGAGGCAUCUUUCAGAGCCCAGCGAGGACGUGAGAAACUGUAAGCAGUUCCUGAGCUUCAGGAGCAUUAGUGCGCCAAACUCUUCCCCUCAGAGAGAACCUAUAAACCUGCAUUACAAAAGCAGCCAUGUGGAUAAUUACGACUUUAGCGACUCUAUUCCCGAAGAGCCUAUUGAUUUGAGCGCCAAAACUCUAAAACGGUUCACUGCAUUGGACAAGGUUUCAGGAAGCUCAGCACAAAUGGACAAAACAGACAGCCAAUGUAAAGCCUUCGUGGGAAACGUUAUCAUCACUGAUAUCACCACGAACUGCUUGACCGUUACCUUUAAAGAAUACGUUCAAGAAUGAAAUCAAAUUUCAUUUGAACCAGCUCAAAGCUGAUCAAAGCUUAUGCACUGAUCAUAGCCAUUCCCGAAGAUCUGUGUACACAUUUAUUUAGGCAAAUGAACCAUUUAUAUAUUAACAGUUCAGAUGCAAAAGUCUCUUAAUCCCCUCUGAAAUUCUCUUCUAAAAUUAACAUUUUUCUCAGCUUUCUAUGUUUAUGUUCAGUUUUUUCCACUUAAAAUUACCUUUUCAUCACCAUUAAUGUGACAUAACAGGUCAUAAACACAGGAUCCUGAAAGAAAUGCUCAUUUUAAAAGAAGAUUUCAGACGGCACUUAAAGGCUUUAGCAUCUAAACUCUUCAUUUAUCUAUAUAUACAUACAGACAAGCCUCAAAAUUAUUCAUGCCCCUGGCAAAUUCUGAAUUUAUUCAACCAGCAAGUUUUGUUUUUUUUGGACUGUAAAUGACAGGCUUCUCACAUAACAUAAUAAGAUGACGUAUAAGAGACAUCAUUGUA